AUGCUUGAUUAUCAUCCUUUGGUCCUGAAAAAUAAUGUAGAUUUCCACCAGAGGUUUUCUCAAAGGGGAAAUUCUGGGUGUUUUACCCAUGAUACUCCAGGGGCCCAGAAAUCCUCUAGGACAGCUGCGGAGAUUAUUCAGCUGGUGAAUGUCGGAUGUGUCCCCAAAAAGAUAAUGUGGAACACGGCUGUGCACUCUGAAUUCAUGCAUGAUCAUGUUGAUUACGGAUUUCAGAGCUGUAAUGGUAAAUUCAAUUGGCGGGUGAUAAAGGAAAAACGGGAUGCCUAUGUGAGCCGCCUGAACACCAUCUAUCAAAAUAAUCUAACCAAGGCCCAAAUAGAAAUCAUCACUGGCUACGCAUCGUUCACCGGUGACCCCAGGCCCACAGUAGAGGUCAGUGGGGAAAAGUACACUGCUCCUCACAUCCUGAUUGCAACAGGUGGCGUGCCCUCGCAUCCACAGGAGAGCCAGGUCCCGGGUGCCAGCUUGGGAAUAACCAGUGAUGGAUUCUUUCAGCUGGAAGAAUUGCCUGGCCGCAGCGUCAUUGUCGGUGCAGGAUACAUCGCCGUGGAGAUAGCGGGGAUCCUCUCUGCCCUGGGUUCUAAGACAUCACUCAUGAUACGACACGAUAAGGUACUUAGAAGUUUUGAUUCAAUAAUCAGUUCCAACUGCACGGAAGAGCUGGAGAAUGCUGGCAUAGAGGUCCUGAAGCACUCGCAGGUCAAGGAAAUUAAAAAGACUUCCUCGGGCUUGGAGGUCUCCAUGGUUACUUCAGUUCCUGGUAGGAAACCCAUCAUGACCACGAUUCCAGAUGUUGACUGCCUCCUCUGGGCCAUUGGGCGGGACCCAAAUUCCAAGGGCCUGAAUUUAAACAAACUGAUAGACCAAAUAUUUACGUGAUGUGCAUUCACAAUUGUAGGGGAUUCAGACUGACGACAAAGGUCACAUCAUCGUAGAUGAAUUCCAGAAUACUAAUGUAAAAGGCAUCUACGCAGUUGGGGAUGUGUGUGGAAAGGCU
Molecule: messenger RNA, 1018 nt
Organism: Myotis lucifugus (little brown bat)
Lineage: Eukaryota; Metazoa; Chordata; Mammalia; Chiroptera; Vespertilionidae
Gene: GSR
Product: glutathione-disulfide reductase
Exons: 10
Coding region: 1-900 (299 amino acids)
Biological process (GO): glutathione metabolic process; cellular response to oxidative stress; cell redox homeostasis
Cellular component (GO): mitochondrion; cytosol
Molecular function (GO): glutathione-disulfide reductase (NADPH) activity; flavin adenine dinucleotide binding
Source: RefSeq, a predicted model, not a curated record